This is a messenger RNA of Protopterus annectens (West African lungfish), 7920 nucleotides long. It is a transcript of the gene NUB1, whose product is annotated as negative regulator of ubiquitin like proteins 1. NCBI's taxonomy places the organism in Eukaryota, Metazoa, Chordata, Ceratodontiformes, Protopteridae. Gene Ontology annotation, biological process: regulation of ubiquitin-dependent protein catabolic process. Gene Ontology annotation, molecular function: protein binding. The record is from RefSeq and is a predicted model, not a curated record.
GCAAGUCGCUUAUCAAAUUAUUCUUUAUUUAAAAAAAUCAGUCCCCUCAAGGCUGUACUAACGAAGGAAUUGUGUGAGAUCUUAUUUUAAACAUCUAACACGGGUAGACACGAUUUAGCAGACAGUACCGACUAAUAUAGGGCCUGAAUCAGACAAUGACGCAAUUUUUGGAAAUAAAAACAGGAAGUAACGCGAUGUUUUAACACUGUAGUUAUAUGUCAAAACACUACGAAGUGUCAUGGUAUGUCAGCAUCAACGUAAGAGGAUUAAACCUUAAACUUUUCAUUUAGGAAGUUAGACUGACGAUGAGGGUAAAAAACAAAAGGAAAUGCAUGGAACCGUAUCAAAAAGAAAUGCAGAUCUGUAAAGUAAAUGGCACAAGAAGAGCAUCUACAAUCAAAGCUAAUAAACAUUUUAAGGAUAGAAGGAGUUCAUCUCUGGAGUCCACCUUACACAAGCAAUAACAAUGAAGCAGGACCAGCUGUAAAGGACCGAAAGAAAACAUUAAGCACUGAAAUGAACAUCACUGGCAAACAAUUAAUAUCUAAGAUAGCAGAAUUAUGUAACACUAAAGAAUCUUGCAUCAAGCUAACAGUGAAUGGAAGACUUGUCAACUUGGAAAAGACCCUUGAUGAGCAAAACAUAAAGCACAAUGCAAAAGUUUAUGUAAUCAAGCUGAUGUUGUCUGAGGAAGAAGCCAAAAAAGAGGCAGAGAAGACUUGUAGAGAACAAGUUGAAGGAAAGAAGAAUGUGCAAAAAAAAGACAGAAUUAAAAAAGGACUUGAAAUAUUAUCAUUGAGAGAAGAAUAUGUUGAUCCAGAUAUAAUUCCUUGUUUGGAGAUAGCUGACCAAACUGGAAAACCAAUUAAAAUUCCACCAGAUCAGAAAAAGGCUCUUGUUCUAGCCAUGGGGCUUCAUGAAAAAGGCAGAUCAUUAUUAAAAAGAAAGCAGUAUGACAUGGCAUUGCUUUUAUUGGUAGAGGCUGAUGAACACUUUUGUAAGUGUGGAGAAGACCUUCUUAAUACAGUUGACAACUAUGCAGUUCUUCAGCUAGAUAUUGUGUGGUGUUACGUGCAACAAGAGCAGCUGUCUGCACUUGAAGAUGCAGAGAAAAAAUUGAAAAGGUGCAAGGAGUGCUUUGAAAAAUGCUAUGGAACAGGACAAGAACGACUUUUCAACAUUAAAGGUAGUUCUGGAUCAGAAAAGGUUUUGUUCUUGAGACUUCAUCUUCUGUAUGGUAUACUGCAUUAUCUCAAAGGUGAUGGAAACCGUUCUUACACUGAUAUCAAAAAGGCUGAAGAGUUGUACAGAGAACUCUAUGUAGAUAAUUCCAGUGUUACCAUUCUGACAGAACUUGGCUACACUGAACAAGAAGCUCGUCUAGCACUGAGAGCAUGUGAUGGCGAUGUUAAUAAUGCAGCAGAGCACAUUCAAAGGAGGAGAGAAGAGAAAGCAGCAAUAAAGCAUGAGGAAAGGGAAAAAAGGAGGCAUAGGAAUGAUGCAAUUAAUACAUUGGCAGGGAUGGGUUUUUCAAAACAUGCUGCAGCAGUAGCACUUUCACGAGCAAAUGGGGAUCUGGAUAAAGCUUUUCAGGUACUUCUUGAUAAUCCAGAUCUUUUGGCACUAGCGGAUCCUGAGACCAGUACAGUUUCAGUAUCUCCAGAAUCGAUUGAAAAGCUGGUAUACCUUGGCUUUGACUGCAGCACAGCAGAGUCUGCUCUAAGGCAGUUUAGAGGCAACAUCCAUUUAGCUACCCAGUACCUCGCUCGCUAUAGAGGAAACCUUCCAUCUGGACUGUUUUCACCAUCCAUGGACCAUACUGCUUCUAUGGAACCUGCCUCAUCAGAGAAUUCACAUGACAGUGCAGCAGCAGCUGAAAGUUCCUCCCAUGCUUCAGAGGAAAGUGAUCUAAUGGACACAGAGCUUGUAGAAGAAAUAAUAGCAGAUAUCCCAGAACAUGAAGAGGACUAUCUUGAUCUCACUCUAGAGGAGGAGGCAGAGCUAAUUGCCAAGUACAAGUCAUACAUCGAGAACUCUCAAACUGCUGGCACCUAAAUGGAAGUCAGCUUUUAACUGACACUGAAGCUGCAUUUUCUUUGCAUUUUUAAAACCUUUUAUUACAUUAGUGCUUAUACGUAAUAGCAAUAAAGGAAGCAUGAGAGCUAGUCUGAGUUUUGUACAGGAGUAGAGUUUAACAACAGUAUAAGAUAGCUUUAAAUUUUCCACUGUUUUGAACCCAAUUUCCUUGAGAAGACUGUUGUAUUUUUCUGUCAGUCAGUGUACAAAAUACUUUGUAAAUGUUCAGGUCUUCUUUGGAGAGGGUUACUUUAACAGUAAAUCAUAACAUCUGAGGUCACCCAGUUCAUAGGUGUCAUUUUUCUGGCCAGGUUUGUGAAAGUGGUGUCAACAAGAUAUUCAAUGCUUAUAUCUUAUUUUCUAGAUUGUGUGAGGCUGUAUGCGAGUCUCUCUCUCUCUCUCUAUAUAUAUAUAUAUAUAUAUAUAUAUAUAUAUAUAUAUAUGUAUGUAUAUAUAUAUAUGUAUGUAUAUAUAUAUAUAUGUAUGUAUAUAUAUAUAUAUAUAUAUAUAUAUAUAUGUAGAGACAUGCCAAGUUAAUCCAUAUUCCCUUCCCAUCCAUUCUUGUCACUAUUCACUCACAUUACAUCACCUCACUUCAAAUAAAUAAAUAUGUUGUGUCACAUUCAUUAUAAUUAUAUAAUUAAUUUUGUCUGCACAGUUGCUUUGUUAUCUGUGUUUUAGCAGUUUCUGUGAUAUUUUCUUCAUUAUCAUUUACUGUUCCUUAAAAACAAGCCAAAGGAUAAUACAUGGUAGAGCCAAAAUGACAAAGAAUGCAAAAAAACAUUCACAAAAGGGGGCUGACUCCGUAAAGAGAGCUGUAUUUCUUCAGCCACCUACUAGUAAUGGCAAAGUUGGCACUAUUUUAUCCUACACAACACAAGAAAAUGCAGUCAGUUUCUAGGGUGUAUUGAAGCCAGUCAGUGUUGGUGCCUCUGAAAUGUGAUGUGAAGCAGGCACCUUCAUUGUAAUGUCUGUACAAGAGUAUGAAGUAAAGGUAUGUGACCCACAAAUUUCCCUGACAGAGGAGCUUACAGCUUAUUUUAUUGAGGCCCAAAAUUUGCACACAAAAAUACUAUUGUGCAAAGGAUUAAUGGAGAAAAUUUCUUUAGUCUUCACAGUGAAAGAAGUGAGAGAGUUUUUGACUUUCUCUGUGGUCCAUUGUUAUGUCUGAGCUCAGGUUUUAUCAAAGUGGACCUUGGUUUGUUCCAACAACAAUCAAGGAAAAGGAGAAGACCAGGAGUCCAUCUCCCGCUUCUUCUUCUUUGGAAGAGGAAUUUUCAUUUUCUAUGCAUCAUUUCUGUUCCCUGUUUAUUAAAUUGCAUUACAUGGACUACUUUGCCCAGCUUCAGUUCCUGAGUUCACCUUUUCAGGAUUUUGACUGUAGUGAUAAAUAGCAUUACCCCGAGCUUUCAUCCCCUAAAAGAAGAUAAAUUACAAAUGCUUAAAGUUCUGACACAUCUGUAGGGAGCAUUCCUGCAGUGCUUAAGUACUUCCUGGAUUUAUGGAGGCAAAACAAUAUUCACUCAGAUAUUCAUCCUCCAACAUACAGGUCUGCAAAUAUGAUAAAGUUAACUCAAUUGUUUACUUUAAUUUGAAGUCUGAAUCGUAGCAUGGCUACGCUUUCCUCCUCUAUUUUAAAGUGCACAGGAACAUUUUCUUUAAAUGAGAAUGGCAGAUCGUUGGAGAGGUUCAGAAAAUAGUAGUAUGUAAUUUGUUAACACUAGAAAUUAGGGACAGUAUCUAUUCCGCAUAUAUGGUUUAUUAUCAGGUUUGAGUAUUGUGACAUAUUUGGUUUACUUUGUAAAAUGUAUCUGACUAAAGAGAAAGAUGAAGUGUUUCAACUUUCUGUGACUAUUGAAACUGUAUGACUGUAAACUUUAAAUACUAUUAUGAUCCAGUAAAGUACAGCAGCAGUGAUAGAAAUCAUCAUUUGAAGACAUUCUAAGUUGAGGUCAGAAAACCUACUCAGGGAUACAAACGUUCUAGUCUUAAAUGCCUUUGUCACAAACACUCUUUUUUGGCAGCUUUGGCUAUCACUGACUUUAUAAAGUUAUUAUAUGAGAAGCAGUUCCAUCUUUUCACAGAAACUACACAGUUUAAAAAAAUGCCUAUUUUGAAAGUCGAGACCUGUCCAACAACCUUGCUCAGUUUGCCAGCUUAAAUCUGUCAAAAAGGCUUUAUUCUUUCAACUAAGCCCUGUAUUUUUUUAUAAUAGCUCAAGGUUUGUUCAGACAACUACUACUUUUUCUCUGGAUCCCUUCUGAUACCAUACAUGCUGACCACCAAGUAGUCUCUUGUUGGACUUUGCCCAUUUGUUCCUUCUUGUAGGGGUCAUCCAAGAGCCAUGAAGAUAAGAGCUGUCUUGGGGGGACCAUGAUUUAGGCAGCCAAGAGGCCUGUUUUUAUCCUUACCAUAUCCCAGCUAUGAGUGCUUAAGUAUAUUCUAAACACUCCCCUAGACAUAGGGAUGACUGAUUUACAUCACAGUGUAGGCCAUUACAGCUUCCUCGACACACCUGCACACACUUGCCCAGUGAAGGUUACCACCAUAUAGCUGCUUGGUGCACUAAAUGCCCACCCCAGACUACUAUUCUAGUCCUUCCUUUGAAGGCUUGCAACUCUGUUGCUGCCUGUGCUCCCUCACCCCUGCCAGAUCCUUCAUGCAACUAAGCUGCUAGUCAAACUAUGGUCACCUGGGUGGUAAUCAGGAUUUCAUCCCUCUAUACAUCAAAACUGGCAGAUACCUUUGGAUAUAUACACUUGGAUAAAUUUAAGAAGUUAUGUUUUGCAUGCCAGUUUGCCUUUUUUGUAUAUACAUUUAUAUACUAAAGACAAAAUAUAGUACUUAGUAAUUUAUACAAAGAACAUUUGCAUAUGUAAUUUUAUAUGCUCAAGAUUUAAUAGUCUUUUUUUUACUGCCUUCAGACAGAAAAAAAGAGCACAGAUGCUUUACAUGUUACGUCUUCAAACUUUUUAUGUACACAGACCUUUUAUUACUGCAGGCACCUGCACUGAUGCUGCAUAAGUGCCUAUGGAGUUCUCUCUGGAUUGUUUUAUAGUUAAUGUCUGUAAGAUUUGAAAUGAUUAGCCUUCUUAAGGAAAUAUUUUUAUAUAUUGCACUAAUCAGUGCCUUGGCAUUAUUUGCAUUCUUGAUUUGGCUAACAAUUUCCUCUGUAUGGUGGAAAUAUCUUAACAGGCAUUACUGUAGCUUAUACCACAAGACAGCUUAGUAGAUUGUGCUCCUUAUACAUUUACAAGUAGUUUUCUUGAUCUAUAUUUGUACAGCUACUAAUAAUAAUUCUGUGAAACACUUUGAAAUAUGUACUUACUGCCCAGAGAACAGAAAUUGUGAUGCUACCCGAGUGUUAUGAUUUGCUAUUACAGUAACCUUCCCCAAGAAGAUAAUAUGGCUGGGUGUACUUAUACUUACCCAUAAUGAUAGAUCUUCAAGAAGGCACGAUAGAAGUAAAGCUUCAUCCAACAAGCCCCUUGUAUCUAAGAGGAUUUGCUACUCCUUUCAUUAAAGGCACUAUUUGAGACCCACUGCUAAACAGUUUACUGGGCGCAUAACUCUGUUUGCAGUAGACUGUAAAGUUUGAUGAUUUUUGGAAAUUCAUCCAUAAAUUAGGAUGGUUAGCUGACUGGCCUGUUUCCCAUAUUUUGUUUACUGACAUGUCAUAGUGGUUACUAGAAGGGCAAAGCAUUUUGAACUAAUAUCCUUAAUGACUGUCAUCAUCAAUGAGAUUUUCUUUAUAUAUUCUGUUGUACGUGGUUCCCAUAUUAUUCUGUUAUAAAGUAUUUUACAAUCAAGAGUUUGUUUUAUAGUUGCACGAAAGGUCUUUCGCUAUACAGUCACUGUUUUGCAGAAUUAAACUUCUGUCUCCCUUUUUAAUAGUAAUAUUUUAUUUUCAUAAUGAGAUUUUAGGCAUUCAUUUUUGUGGCAAAGUAAAUACUGUUCUGCUAUAAUUACUAUUUUCCUAUGUAAUAUACACAGGGUUUUGACCCUGCAAUAUAAAUUUGCUACUGUCUUGCUUUCUAAUAAGCUACUUUAUUUUUGAAUAUGGAUAAAGAAGUUUUUAAAGCUAAAGAAUACCGCCAUGCACAUACAGUUUUACAUUAAAAAGUAGUUUUUAUAUUGUCAUUAUUGGGAAGGGAGUGAUGUUGCUUAACUUGUGGUUUUAGACACACUUUACAUAUUCACAUUGUUCUGUGAAGUGUGCAUAGUUGUUAACAGCUUCCCUCAAGCAAUCAUUCCUGUAUGGAAUUCCAUGCAGGGAAGAUGCCACUUUUGUCAACAUUCUGACUGGAAAAAGACAUACCUACAAUGGGUAAACUCACAAGUCAUGGUUUAUUGUUAUAGCAAUCUUCUGAUCUGCCAUUAUGUUGAUGCACAACUGUAUUUUCAUUGUAAAGGAUUUUUCUACAUGAAAAUAAUAGAAUCAGUACAUUGAACAGUAUUUUAUAUCUCAUCUUGUGUUGUAUUCAAGUUUCCAAAAGCUAUUGUGGCAAAUUGUUUCACUAACCUGUUCUAAUCAUGAGGCAGUAAUAUAUACCUAUCUAGAUUUUUACUCUGUUUGUUGGAAACCUUUUAGAGGGGGGAAUGAAGUUUCCUUUAGAAGGAGAAAUUAAUUCUGUGCUUGUAGAUCUAAAUGGUAGUACAAUAGAAAGUAUUUGCUAAACCAUUGCUUAUGCUAGUUCAUAUGGACGGCUGUGCUGGGGUAUCACAAAGCUGUUCCACUCUGUUGUGUUGUCACCAGCUGAGGUAAAAAGAGAGUGAUAUGAGUGUUAUUUUGUGAAGGUUCCCCUAAGAUCUGUCCACCUACCUGGCCCUCAAAACAGCUACAUAGUAAACCAUAUAAAACUUAACGUGUCUGACCAGGUUACAGUGUAGUUUGUAUAAUGAAUCAAACCUUAGAAACAUAGGAGAACAGUCCACACUGUUCAACUAUGACCUACACUAAUAUAUAGUUGUUUACCAGACAAGGCCAGGCUGGAAAUGAGUGUGAAAUAUGACACACGUUGAUGAAUAGUGUUAUCCAGCUGUCCUGACUCCACCUUUGCUUGCAUUUUUACACUGAGAAACUUUUUUCUCUCUCAGCAGAUUUCAUUUUUGUAAUUGUGCCUUUGAGCCAUCAACCCGCUACAGUGGUUCUUGAGCUCACCUAUGACAAAUUUGAAUGGAGAGGGCCAUCAUCCAGCAGCCCUGAUGUGAAUUUAUUACUAGUACUUUCUGCUUCAGUGUCAUUAAUCUGCAGCUGUGUCAGGGCUUUCUUCAUGCCAGCAUCCUGAGGGCUUGGUCUCACUGCCCAGAAUGAGACCACCCACAUUUAACAGUUGUCCUUAGGUCAGUUAGCUGUCCUAUGUCUGGAGUCUUUGGACUCCCACAAUGCUGGCUCAAGCUCUGGGAAUGUUCCUGUACAUGAAGACAUAUGUUGCUUGGUGAGCUCUGCAGUCUUAAACUUCCUAGUACAUGUAGUUACAUCUAUUCAUUUGAAAAAGCAGACACUGGUAAAAGUAGGUAAUCACAUAUGAAACUGACAUGAGAGUAAUAACAGACCUAGGACAUAACUGUGCUUUUUACAGAUCACAAUUACUGACCAUGUAAGUUUAAUGGUUAGAAAAAUGAGCAUUUCUAAAGACUGGUUUCUAGAUUUUAUAUACAAUAUAUUUCAAAAACUAACAUUGUUUGUAAGAUAAAAAAAUCAUUUCUUCAAAUCUAUUUUGAGUGGUAAAAAAAUUUCAAGCAUUCAAUAACUUUCCUUCCUUUGUUUAUAUUGUUUAUAUUAAUGGUUUCGUUAAUGUUAUUGUAUUCAAAAGUAAUAAAUUAAUCUGUUGCAUGAAUAAA